AUGAGCGACGAGCCUUCCCGUCCAACCGUCUCCGACGACGAGGUUGUAGGUCUCGCCAGAGAAGCUAUCGAAUCUGCGCGAGAGGAGACGCGACGGGUGGACGAAGAAGAGACACCGAAAGACUUGCAAAAACCCGGCAUCACAAUCGAUUUGGGUCACAAAGGCAUUUCGCGUCUACCAGAGGAGACUUGCUCUGUCGCACAACCAUUUGUCCGUGCUCCCUACCAGGCUGUCAGAAUGUCAUCGUCUGCGGUGUUGCAACUCUUCUCACUGGAGAUUCUCGACGUCAGCAAAAAUAGAAUAAAAGUCUUACCAGACGAGAUCGCCAACCUUACCUCCCUCAAAGUUUUAGCCAUCCAGAGAAAUAAAAUUGAAAAAUUACCGUUGUGCCUGGGCGAGAUAGGAAGCUUGCAGGUCUUGAAGCUCGACGGCAAUCCUAUAACGUUUCCGCCACACGAUAUAUGUACAAUCAAGAAAGAUGCCCCUGCACCCUCGAAUGAGAACGAAAAGGACGCCGUCAUAACCACACAGGUCAAGAGGUACCUGAGGCAAAUUGCAACUCGUGAAAGACUACGCAUUGAGUCAGAGGGAGAUUCAAGCGAAAGUACUGUCGAUACUCCCCGACCUGCAAAGCGGAUGAUGAGCGGUAGAUUUCCCGUCAAACCAAGCAUAAGUGGGCUAGACGUUUUUGACGCACUAUCCAAGCCAGAAUCACCAGGCAUGCCUCCAUACCAUAUCGUGCGAUCCCAUUACCGUGGCCAGUCACAGCAGAGCACCAACGGCCGAAGACCUAUCAUAUCUCCGCUCGCAACAAGCAACGAACGGAAUCGAAGCUCGAGCGAGGGUGCAAAUUCGGCGACGAUUCGUGCAAAGCGGGGAGGAUUGAUUAUCAAAAAUGUGUCUGAACUUGGAAACGUUGACGAAGUACGGAAGCAAACCGCCGAUCACUCUCGAACUUCAAGUCAAAGCUCUGCGAUGUCACUUUCUGGUAGCACAUUACCUGGCUCUGCUGUGCUUUCUGCAAACUCUAGCUUCUCGUCUAUGGACGGUGCCUCCCAGCGAACAAUCACCCACAGGCCUCUAUCCGACUUACUAGAACAUAAAAGAAGAUCUCGUGCACCGGACGUCGUCGUUGAAGCCUCCAAGACCGUGUUGUACGCAAUAUCCCAACUUCACGCACCAGUAGUGCAAAUCACACGCAAUCUCAAGUUUUCAAGAGCAGACAAUGGACUUGAAAGACAGAUGCAUCUAAACAGGCGAUUAAAAGACGCCGAUGGGCGAAUACGUGAGCUAGGUGCACAUCUCCAACAAUUUGAUACCCUUGCAGAAGAGGACGACGACGACGCAACAAACCUCUCGGCCAAGAUUCGCACAUAUUUGAUCGACAGCAUACAGAAGUACAUGUUGCUGUUUGUAUCAAUAUAUGACAGUGCAAAGGAGAUCUAUCAAAGCUCUGACCCUCGACUACUUCGGACUGUGAUGCUGUUGAUUCAGGGUAGUACUGCUGAAAUACGCAACGCAUGCUCUGUGCUUGGGGCGAAUCUGGAAUCUAUGAUGCAACCUCCUAUACGAUAUAGCAACCAGACAGUUACUAGCAAACGUGGCUCAUCUUCAAAUGUGGCAUCCAUGGAGCGAGACAUACCACGACGGAGGACCAACAAUGGUAGCUACGACGCCUAUCCAACUUCUACACUUCAGCCAGGGUCUGUGCAUGGAUACAAUCAUAGUCGAACCAAUACACGAAGCAUUGACCGCGGCGUAACGCCACGGUCUGGAGAAUCGUUCGCAGCACUCAGUACCAGGAAUACCGCAUAUCAGAAUGAUCAUGAAGCAAACGAGGAAACAUCCUUCGAAAAGAUCUUUCUGAAGCUCAAAACAGCUACAGAGAGGAUCACAAGAAUUCUGCCUAACUACCGACAUCUAUUUCACAAGCAUAGGAUAGCCUCGGAAUCCGAAAUGAUACCGCCUGUUGCGAAAAUUCGUGUCUUGGCUGAGCUCGUCCAGAAAAGCGAUGACAUCCUGUCCGUGACUGACAUGCUCAACCGCCGAAUGUCAGCCAUUAAACUUAGGGAUGUGCUCGCUCGUAACCAACCAGACUUCUGGCAACAGGCUACUGGGUUCUGCAAGAUGUGGGGAGAUUUCGCUACUCUUGUUGUCGAAAAUGCCCAUGUGGCCACAAUCCCUGAUCUCCGCCGUACUCUGAAGCCCAUUCAUAAGGCCGUAAAGGACGUUUCCAUGGAAAUCAACGCCUCUCCUUGGUCCCGCAUGACCCCGCAAACUGCUCAACUCCUCCCUGCCCCCGAAAUCUCCAUCAAUAACAACACCAUGGGCAGCUCAGCUAGCUCACAUCUCACAGCCCCUAUCUCCCGCCCCGGAACAAGUGUCUCUCUCGCGUCAAACGGCACAAGUAGAUUUAUGCCGGCCCCUAAUCCAAUAAAUACGACAAUAGCAACUAAUCAUGCCCCUGUUCAUCAUAAUGGGUUACAGACGGGCACGGUCACACCGGUGCCUGCGACGCCGUUGAGUGCGGCGCUGGGCGCGGCUGUACAGGCUACGGUGCCCAACGGUGCGCAGGCUUUGGGUAUGAGUGCGCCAAACAACAGUGCGUCCAUUAUUCCGACGUUGCCGAUGCAGGCCGGGUUUCCAGGGACGAGUUUGGUAUUUGAACGGGCGGAUCGACUGCUGAGUAACACGCAGCGGAGGGUAUAGGGGUGGGGGAAUAUUUUGGUUAUAUGGCGCUUUGGAUGAGCUUGGGAAUUAGGAUUAAUGUCUGAUUAUUUGUAUUAUACGGGGAAACUGGAGUGGCAAUGGCGCUGGUCGCGCCGCUCUAAUUGAGUCAGACGCACGAGUGUACGUAGGGUCGAUGGACAUGAGUAGGACGAGUCAACUAAGGUCUUUCGAUCUGCACA
This is a messenger RNA of Pseudovirgaria hyperparasitica, 2909 nucleotides long. RefSeq lists its product as uncharacterized. Gene Ontology annotation, molecular function: protein binding. The coding region runs from base 1 to 2709 and encodes 902 amino acids. The transcript is spliced from 5 exons. The record is from RefSeq and is a predicted model, not a curated record. Lineage: Eukaryota; Fungi; Ascomycota; Dothideomycetes; Acrospermales; Acrospermaceae.